This is a messenger RNA of Thunnus maccoyii (southern bluefin tuna), 1503 nucleotides long. It is a transcript of the gene spaw, whose product is annotated as southpaw. Gene Ontology annotation, biological process: SMAD protein signal transduction; BMP signaling pathway. Bases 59 to 1300 code for a protein of 413 amino acids. The transcript is spliced from 3 exons. The record is from RefSeq and is a predicted model, not a curated record. Gene Ontology annotation, molecular function: growth factor activity; type I activin receptor binding; cytokine activity. NCBI's taxonomy places the organism in Eukaryota, Metazoa, Chordata, Actinopteri, Scombriformes, Scombridae. Gene Ontology annotation, cellular component: extracellular region.
AAGGGGAUCUUUGCCUCUCUUAUUUUUGUUAAGAGGUUUUGUUUGAGUUUCAGCAGAAAUGGAAGAUAGAGUCCAGACGGUUUUCUGCAUGCUCCUUCUUUGCUGUUUUGGAGUUGUCUUCUCUGCUCAGGGCCACAGAUAUCACACAGGCCUUGAGGCCAGUUUAGCAUUCAGAAAUCUCUCUUUUAAUCAUCACAGCAGAUACCCUCUGUACAUGAUGCAGCUGUACCGCUCCUUCAGGACUGCUGAUUCCUCAUCGUCAGUAGCUGUCAACACUGUUACUACACCGGGAGACAACCUGUCAGCACACAAUUCUGACUCCGUCUUAAAUCUUAUGGCAAAAGGUUGCCAUCAAGUGGGUGAGAGAUGGACAGUCGUGGUUGACAUGUCAUCCAUCUCUACCAGCGACUUGGUCCAGCUGGCAGAGCUUCGUAUCAGACUACCUGCUUUCUCUGCCUCUAAGCGUGCCAUCGUGGAUUUAUAUCACUCUCGAAAGCAGAGCUGUGACCCGGACAGCACAUCAUGCCAGGAUGAGCACCUUUUCCUGGGGAGCAUUGGCAUAUCACCUAACAGCACAAUGUCCGCAUGGAAGGUUGUUAAUGUGACUGCUCUUUUAAAAUACUGGCUGUAUCAGGGAGAUGGAGUGUCAAGCCAGGAGGCCUCAGGAGAGCCUGAGACAGAUGAAGGGAGCGGUGCUCAGGAUGAAGGGGAGGCCCUCAUCAAGAAUCUGGGAAAACAAGACAGAAAAAUACAUCAUCCAACCACAAACCGGGUCAUGAUGGUGAUAUUCUUCAAACAUAAUGUGCGUCAGGAAGGCCAAGCAGCGUAUAGUCUCAUUCAUACAGUGGAGAACUCCAAGUAUGUCACUAUGGACAGAGCGAGCAGUGACAGUCAGAGUCGACGCCGCAAAAGAAACCGCAUGGAGAGGGUGAUGGUGGCUGGUGGAGCUGCACCAACUGUGGCACCAGCAGCAGAGGCUGUCCAGCGGCCACUGUGUCGGAAGGUGGACAUGUGGGUGGACUUUGACCACAUCGGCUGGGACGAGUGGAUUGUGCACCCUAAGCGCUUCAAUGCAUAUCGCUGUGAAGGAGAGUGUCCUACACCUCUGGAUGAUUCCUUCCAUCCAACCAACCACGCAUACAUGCAGAGUCUCUUGCGACAUCACCAGCCAGAAAGAGUGUCUUGCCCAUCCUGUGUGCCAACACGCCUCAGCCCGCUCUCUAUGCUGUACUAUGAGAACGAUGAUCUGUCUCUGCGACACCAUGUGGACAUGAUAGUCGAAGAGUGUGGCUGUCACUGACGGCAGACACAAGAGCAAACUCUUGAUGGAGCAUAAUCUUGAACUUUAGUUGAACAAAAGAUGACCAUAGUUCCUGUUUAUUUUCUUUCUUUCCUUUAUUUUGGACUGUAAAUGACAGGCUAUGAUGGUGAAUGACCCCAAAUAUACCUCAUCCAUACCGGGUGGAACACAAUAUUAUACUCUGUCUUUAGUAUGGAGAAAGU